Messenger RNA from Closterium sp. Naga37s-1, 6084 nucleotides. The record is from the annotation of a GenBank genome assembly. Lineage: Eukaryota; Viridiplantae; Streptophyta; Zygnematophyceae; Desmidiales; Closteriaceae.
AUGGUUCUUGUGGAUGUCUCCAUAGCGGAUCCACAGCGGGAGGGGAACGUGCAGCUGGGACGGGCGACCCCCACACAGAUUGGAGUGGCAGCAGCUAGGCGGGUGCAGGAGAAGCUGCGUCACUGGGGGCCGCACUUAGAGGGGUUGCAGCCGGCACCACACUUUUACGCGUGCGUGGCUGAGACCUUUGGCCUACUGAGCGAGCCGUUGCGUCAGUUCCUGGGGCUCUGCGCGAAGAGGAUAGCACAGCGGAGGAGGGAUUGGGGAGGAGGGGAUGACGGAUCAGCACGGAUAUUUGAGACAGGACUCACUACACGUCUCUCCGUGGCACUGCAGCGCGCGCAGGCUCGAUGCAUCUUACAGCAUGCGGUGCGGCAGUUGGGGGGAUCCGACGACGGAUGGAUGCCCGCACCCGUCCCACUGGAGCUCUGGUGCAGGCUGCACAUGUCUUACCUUGCUCAGCCCAUUGUCGGUGCGACUGGGGAAGUCGGUCUUGAGCUUCCCCACCGCCCUCCGCGCACCUGCAAUCCCUCCGUCUCCGCGGAGCCGCGCGAGCCGUCAGGAGCAGCCUCAGAUUGUUUCCCCUCUCCCCGCGACCGCGCGUCUCCCGCGGACGUUGUUCCGCCGCUUCCUGGUCAGCUCCACCGCCACGAGUCCGCGCCGUCCGCGCUUUCCGCCUCCGCCUGGUCCGCUCCGCGCGGAUUCCUCCGCCGCGACGCCGCGGAUUUGCGCUGGCAGCAACCCCGCUGGUGGAACGCGCUGACUGCGCUGACCGCGCGUAUCCGCUUAUCCGCUUUCGCGCGGGAUCUGGCGGAAGGGGAAGCGGAGGAAUCUGAGCAGGAGUUGGGUGCGGUGAAGAUGGGUGAACCGUGGGAUUGGCGGAAGGAAUUCGAGGAGGAGGAGCUAGCUUCGCAGCAAGUCGCGGGGGGAUCCGCGCUGCUGGGGCUCGGAUUAGGCGGACUUACUGGCGCAAUUGGCGGAAGCGGCGGAAUCGGCGGAGCUAGCGGUCCCCCCGGGCGGAGAAAGUCGUCGUGGCGGGACUUGGCGGAAGCUUUGGCGGAGGCGUCGCGGAAGGUGCAGGAGGAGGUGCGGGAGUUCCGCAGCAGGGGCGGGGCGGCGGGGGAUUUCUUCCGCGUGGGCAGCUGGCUCGCGCUCGCGGGGGCGGGCGGCGGAGAGGCGGACGAAUGGGUGAAGCGCAUGGGAAGCCAGGCAGCAGUGGUGGCGCUGCUGAAAGCGUCUAUGGAGCUCAUCACUCGCACCGUCACCACUGCUCCCCCUGCUACAGCUGAUACAGCCGCUACAGCUGCUACAGAAACCGGUAGAGCGUCAGACACUCAUGCUACAGCACCUGGGACCGCUUCCGGGACCGUUCCUGCUACAACACACCUCACCCGCCGCAGGAGCAGCAGCAGCUGCAGCAGCAGCUACAGCAGCGGCGGCUGUAGCGAGGACGGGGAGGAGGAGUGGGAGGCGGAGGAGGAGGAGGGGGAGGGGGGCCGGGAGAUGGGGAGAGUGAGGGAGAUGGCGGGGGAGGGGGAAGGGCAGAGCAGAGCGGAGGGCGGGGAGACAGAGGGGCAGAGCAGGGCGGGCGGCAGGGGGGGCGGCAGAGAGGCCAAUGCGGGCGGCAGAGGGGCCGAUUCGGGCGGCAGUGAUGCGUCCACGUGGGUGCUAUUCAGCCUGGCGCGUCUAUGCGAGCCUCUAGAGAGUUUCAUGCGCUAUGAGUUGGCACAGCAGAAGGAGCGCGAAGGGAGGGAGCAGCAGGCUGGGGGGGGAGAGGCGGAUGGUGGGGGAAUGGACGGGUGGUUCUGGGGGAGGGCGUAUCCGGGGACGUUUGAGGCGCUGCUUACGAUGCUCACGCUGCUGCAUCGCUAUGCCAUCACUGCUGCUAUCCAGGACGUGCAGCUAUCCGCUAAAGCCUCUGGGCUGGACGACGGGCUACCCCACCCUCCUCAUGCCGCUCUCUCACCCACCGCCACGUCAGCAUCCCUGACGCCACGUGGCACAUCGGCAGCUGCCCACGUGGCAGGCGCCGCCAGGCUGGCGGACAGUGACAUGGCGCUGUUCCUGCUGCUGUUCCAGAUCAUCGGUGCCGUGCGCUUCUUCGCUCCCCCUGAGGCUGUUGGAUGCGCCGCCUUCUCAGUGUUGCUGGAAGACCAGUUGCGACACCUGUUUGACCACCUACUAAGAGCAGCCGACAUCGAUGACGUGUACCGUCACGCAGUGAGAGCGGGGCUGCGCGCCGAGUUCCUCUCGCACUUCGGGCAGCGCGCGGGCGGGCACCUGAACUUUCGCGUGCUGCCCGGCGAGCGCCGCUUCUGGGUGCAGCUGGUGGAGCGGCAGCUGCGGGCAGCUUUGGUUCGGGAGAAAAUUUUCGAGGAGUGGGGGGAGGGGGAGGGGGAGUGGGGAGGCGGGGGGGAGGGGGGAGGCGAGAGCUUGAAAGCUGAGCUGGCGGUUUUUGGAUUCUUUGUGGCUCUUGGGCGGGCGACACGGCUGUUCCUCCAAUCGGAGGGCGCCAGCGAGGCGGAUGAGGGGCUGGCAACAUUGCUGACUCUCUUCAAGUCUCGCCCCUCCCAGUCUCUUCAAGUCUCGCCCCUCCCAGUCUCUUCAAGUCGAGCCCCUCCCAGUCUCUUCAAGUCGAGCCCACUGUUUGGUAGCAAGCAGGGCCCUCGCUCGCUUCCCCUCUUCCGUUCUCCCCCCCUCCUAUCCCCCUUCCUGGUCUUUGAUCAAUCAUCUUCACCUUCCCAUGACUUUCUCUGUGCCCAAUCCCAUCCCUACCUCCUCCCCACCCGCCGUUCCCGUCUAAGGGCACAAUCACCUUGCUUUCCCUCAACUCUCCACCCAUCUCCCCCCUCCUUCCCCUCCUUCCCAUCCCCCCAUCUCCCCACCGCCCCCAGCCACUUCGAGGGCGCAAUCAUAUUCACCUUCCCCCAGCUGGACAACAUAUCCAUGUACCAGGGGCUCGUGGAGGUCCUGAGAGAAGAGCUCGCCUGGUUGCCGCUCCUCCCGCCCCUCUCCUCCAAGCGCCACCCUGACCUCGACCCCUCCUCCCUCUCGCCGCGCUCGGCGCAGCGGCAGCGGCACCGGCAGCGGAGGAGGCGGCGCAGACUGGUGGGUAAGGAGGUGUGCGGCAUGUGGGCGAGGGAUUGGGAGCGGCACUCGAGCUGGCUGCUGCAGCAGCCUGACUCGCGAGCUGCUGCUUUCAUGGCCCAGGGCAUGGUUCUUCUGGGGCUGUGCCUGGAGCCAUCAAGCAAGCACCAAGUGGCUGCAGAAGUACCAGGCGUGCUGGUCCCCUCUUCUGACUCUGAUUCUUCCAACGAGGCCGAGAGGCGGUUAGAGGGGUCGAGAGCGGUGGAGAUGGGCGAGAUGGAGGAGGUGGAGAGGGAGGCGAGGGAGAGGGAGGAGGCGCGGAGGCGGCUGGAGAAGGAACUGAGGGGGCUCAAGGUCAUGGAGAGGGAACUGAAGGCGCUGAACCAGGACUUUCUGUCGGGAGGAGGAGAUACAUCUGGGCCUACAGCAGCAGAGAAACACGCAGCACACUUGGUAGCAGCAGGGGCAGGUGGAGGCAAAGGGAAGGCAGCAGGGGCGGGGACGAGUGAGCGACUGGCGUUGGUGCGAGUGGAAUGGGAGAGGCUGGUGCGGGUGAGGGAGGAAAUUCGCGCUCUGGAGAGACGGCUGAAGAUGAAAGCAGCUGUUCAGGAAGAGAGGGUGCGACGGCAGCAGGAGGAGGUGGGGGAGAAGGUGAGCCGGCAGAGGAGGCAGGCAGCAGCACGUGAGAUGGAGGAGCGGAUGGAGCAGCAGCAGCAGCAGCAGCAGCAGCAGCAGCAGCAGCAGCAGCAGCAGCAGCAGCAGCAGCAGCAGCAGCAGCAGCAGCAGCAGCACCAGCAGCACCACCACGGACACCACAGCCACUAUCGCCUCUAUAGUUGCACUGCCGCUCCCGUCGCCACUGAUACUGCCCCUGCCGCCCCUGCCGCCCGCACCGGCCGCAGUUUUUUCUUCCAGCUGCCCGGGCAGGCUGCCCGGGAAGAUUCGUCGCUUCUUUCCAGAAUUGAGGGAGAGGAGGUGGAUGGGGAGGAGGAGAGGGGGGACGGUAGCAGAAGUAGGGGAGGGAGCACAGAGCCGAGAGGAGUAGCGGGGAGAAGGGGGGAGAUGGAAGAGAUGGAGAGGGAUAUGAGUGUGUCAGUGGGAGGUGGUGGUGCUGACAGGGCAGGUGAUGGAAAGGAAGCCAGGGGAGGUGUGGGAGUAUGGGGAGGAGCAGCAAUCCUGGCUGCUGGAGCAACAGGAGGAGCAAGAGGAUGGGGAGGAGAUGCGCAGGGGAGGCGAAUGGAGGAGUAUAAUGAUGAUGACUUCUCUCCCUUCCAGUCAUGCACGCCCACAUCAGCGCCAGCAACGGCUGCUGCUGGUGGCGGUGGUGGUGCUAGUGCUGCUGCCGGUAGCAGCGAGCCAGGCAAAAGAGAUGGAACUGCGGGGACUGGGAGGACUGAUUUGAUUCAGGCGCAGGCGCAGAUGCAAAGACAGCCACAUGUGCAGGCACAGUUGCAAGGGCGGGGGAUAGGGGAUGGGGGGGAUGGAGCAAAGGGAGGACCGGGAGGCCGGGGAGAGGAGGAGAGGAGGAGUGAAGCAGAGAGUGCCAACAGCUCGUGGGCGUUCAGAGAGGAGUUCUUUGACGGGAGUGCAUGGACAGGUGCGGCAGACGCAGAUGCAGGGGCGGGGUAUGGGUAUGGGGCUGGGGCUGGGGAUGGGAGGCAUGCGGCAGCGAGCAUGGGAGGGCUGGGAGCAGAGGCGAGUAGGCUGCAGCAGCUGAAGGUGCAGCUGAGGGAGCUCGAGGCACGGCUGCUGCAGCGAGGUGCUGACGUCGGUGCCGGUGCUGGUGCUGGUGCUGGUAGGGAGGGGGGAACUGGUGCUGGUGCUGGUCGGGAUGGCAAGGUGGGAAGGGAAGGAAAUGUGGGUGGCAGUGGUCCUGCUGCUCCUGGUGCUGCGGGUGCUGCUGCUGCUGCUGGCACGUCAGCAGCAGCAUCUCCCUCCAUGGAGCGUGAGGCGCCCACGCAAACGUCCCCUCCCAAGGCACCGUCCAUCUUCCACCGCCUCUUUCACUCCUCCUCCUGGACCCUCCCCUCCUCCGCCUCCUCCUCCGCUGCUGCUGCUGGGGAUGGUUCUGCUGCUGCUGCUGCUGCUGCUGCUGCUGGUGUUGCUCCCGCUGGUGCUGCUGGUGGUUCUACUGCUGCUGCCGCUCCUGGUGACACAUGGAGUGUGGGAGGGGGGAGGGGAGGGCCGGACGGCAGCAGCAGUGGGGGCCUGGACGAGUGGGAGGGGAGUGAUGUGACGAGCCGGGCGGGGGAGGGGGAGAGGCAGGAGAAGAGCGUGAUUGACCAGUCUCUGGAGCACAUUCGAGAAGGCGGUGCGGACGCAUGGAGAGGCACGCAGCUGCUGAGCACAGACGUGGCAGUGGCAAUGAAGAUGCUGCAGCGGGCAGCACUCGGGCAGCCCCUGACUGACCGGGAGGCCAAAGUUUUGAAGCGCACGCUGACUGACGUGGCAUCGGUGAUCCCCAUCGGCGUCCUCAUGCUCAUCCCGAUGACGCCUGUGGGGCACGCAGCAGUCCUAGCAGCCAUUCAGAGAUACGCCCCGCACCUUUUUCCCAGCUCAUACAACGAGGAUCGCCUCGAUGCAGCCCGCCGCCUGGAGCAGGUGCAAUCAUUCGCUUCGCUUCGCAAUGCAGCAGCAGCAGCCGCCGCCACUGCUUCCGCCUCCUCCUCCCAUUCCCCCUCUCGUGCCGCGACACUUGGCGGCACCGGAUUGGCUGGGAUGAUCUCCGCUGCUGUCACUGGUGCGGCCAAUGCAGGCAGUGCUGCUGCUGGCAGAUCACCCCAUGCCAUACCUCCUCUGUCUGCCUCGGCUGCUGCGGCAAUUUUGGCGCGAGAAGCGCAACCGGAAGCCAUAGUUCGGGUGCCGAAACAGCCUGAAGAGGUUGAGUCGCCUCCAGGCACACCCCCGAAUGAGGUGGAGCUUAAUGAUGGGGAGGAGGGGCAGGCUAUGAAGGUAAUGAAGCGGACUGCGGCACUUGAGGCAGAGUGUUUACCUUAA